Glarea lozoyensis ATCC 20868 is the source of this 1119-nucleotide messenger RNA. Its product is annotated as Formate/glycerate dehydrogenase catalytic. The transcript has 3 exons. Gene Ontology annotation, molecular function: saccharopine dehydrogenase (NAD+, L-lysine-forming) activity. Gene Ontology annotation, cellular component: cytoplasm. The record is from RefSeq and is a predicted model, not a curated record. Bases 1 to 1119 code for a protein of 372 amino acids. NCBI's taxonomy places the organism in Eukaryota, Fungi, Ascomycota, Leotiomycetes, Helotiales, Helotiaceae.
AUGGCUCCAACUACUUUGCAUCUCCGUUCUGAGCUGGGCAAGGCUCUUGAACACCGAUCUGCACUAACUCCAACGACCACAAAAGCUCUCAUUGAAGCUGGCUACACAGUCAAUGUUGAGCGUAGUCCCGAGCGCAUCUUCGACGAUGAGGAAUUUGAAAAAGCCGGAGCGACCUUAGUACCAGAAAACACAUGGCGCGAGGCUCCUACAGAUAACAUUAUCAUUGGCUUGAAGGAACUGCCUGUGGAAGAGUUUCCCCUUAAGCAUGUGCACGUUCAAUUCGCCCACUGCUACAAGCAACAAGGUGGCUGGGAGAAGGUGCUCGCCCGAUUUCCCCGCGGCGGUGGAACCCUCCUCGAUCUCGAAUUCUUGACUGAUGAUAAGGGAAGGCGUGUUGCUGCUUUUGGAUAUCAUGCUGGAUUCGCGGGCGCGGCUCUUGCUCUCGAGACAUGGGCUUGGCAAUUUACACACCCAGCGUCAGAACCGUUCCCUGGUGUCACCAGCUAUCCUAACGAGGAUGCUCUGAUCGCAGACGUCAAGAAGGCAAUUGUUGCUGGUAAAGAGAAGACAGGCAAAGAUCCAAGAGUGCUUGUCAUUGGCGCUUUAGGAAGAUGUGGUGGUGGUGCGGUUGAUCUCUGUUUAAGAGCAGGAGUUCCAACUGAGAACGUGUUGAAGUGGGAUAUGGCAGAGACUAAAAAAGGCGGCCCAUUCCCAGAGAUCGUGGAGAGUGACAUCUUUGUCAACUGCAUUUAUCUCAUGUCCAAGAUCCCCAACUUUGUUGACAUGAAGAGCUUGGAUACCCCAGAUCGCAAGCUCUCAGUCAUCUGCGAUGUGAGUGCGGAUACCACUAACCCCAACAACCCAAUUCCAGUCUACACUGUCGCAACAACCUUCAACGAACCUACGGUUCCCGUUGAGGUCAAGACAGAGCCAAGAUUGAGUGUCAUUAGUAUCGAUCACUUGCCUAGUCUUUUACCAAGGGAAGCAAGCGAAGCAUUUAGCAAAGAUUUGUUACCGAGCCUCUUACAAUUGAAUGACUGGCGCAAUGUCCCGGUUUGGGCCAAGGCAGAGAAACUAUUCCAGGAGAAAGUAGCUACUUUGCCAAAGAGCGCCUUGUAA